Messenger RNA from Mugil cephalus (flathead mullet), 6968 nucleotides. RefSeq names its product pecanex 2 (gene pcnx2). The record is from RefSeq and is a predicted model, not a curated record. Gene Ontology annotation, cellular component: membrane. Lineage: Eukaryota; Metazoa; Chordata; Actinopteri; Mugiliformes; Mugilidae. Bases 327 to 6737 code for a protein of 2136 amino acids. The transcript has 40 exons.
CAGAGAUGCGCAUCUGUACAGGCAGCUAGAGGGAAGAGAGGGAGGAAGAGGAGAGAGAGGGAGAGAUACGAACAGGACAAGAUGAGGACCACGGCAGCAGGGAUGCUCGAACCGACAUUGGGAUGGACGCGGGCAGACGAGAGGACAACGCCGAGGGAGACCGACGAGGCAUGAAAGGAAAAGGCUCUGGAGACGUGCCGUAUCGCUCCAACAUGGAGGCGUAGCGCGCAUUAGAGGAGAUCGUUUCAUUGUAGCCUAGCAGCAGCAGCAUCAUCAUCAUCAUUCUUCCGUCCAACUUGAGCGUAGAGGAGGAGAGAGGAGGAGAGAUGGGCUCCCAGGUGGUGCAGACCCUGCGUCAGGGUGUCUGGGCAUCCCUGACCGGGGGCUGGUACCACGACCCGGACCAGAACAAAUUCAACAACUCGUGCCACCUCUAUCUGUGGAUAUUUCUCCUGAUGUUACCCCUGUCUCUCCAUCUGGCCUUGCCUCCUACCACCAUGGCUUUGAGCAUCUACUGCACCUCCAUCACUGUCUUCUUCAUCGUCAUCAAGGUGGCCAACUACCGCCUGCACAUGAUGUUCGAUGAGGGCGAGGCAGUGGUUCGCAGCAGCCUUUCUGAUCUCAGCAAGGCUCAGGAGAAAAAGAGCAAUGCUUCGGAUUCCUGCCUGCCGGCCACCAUUAGGAAGAGCAGCACAGUCCCCGACAGCGUUGCCAUGACAAUGUUGGGUCGGAAGCGCCCCAGUCCGGUGAUCCAGGUGACAGUGAAGCAGACCGAAACUGACCCGGGACUCAUUGGGGUGGACUGUUCAAAGUCAGAUGAGGUGAAGGCUGCGGAAGGACAGAGUGAGACUGCUGCAGAGGAGAAGCCUUUGGAGGAGGGCUUGCACCCAAGCCCAGAGCCCUCUCCAGAUGACCUCUCCAGCCCCAAUCCGGACCAUGCCACCCCUCUGCUGCAGGCCCAGCAGAGGCCCCCUUCCAGAGCCGAGAGAGACGAGACGCGGACCGUAUCUUCUAGUGGGAACGGGAAAAUAGAUGAAACCGAAGCUGGAAAUGAGAAAGAAGGAGUGGAAAGUGAGAGCGCUUUGACAGUAACUGACAGAGAGCAACCUGAGCGGGAAAGGACAGCGGAGAAAAAUUUGGAGCAGGAGGAAAUAGGAGAAAAAGACGGCGAGGACAAAGAGGCUGAAGACAGGGAAACCGUUGAUGAAGGCUUGCCUCCUUCCAAGGGAAGCGAAGGCGAGAGUGAGGAGGAGAGUGAGGGGCAUAAAGAAUACUCAGACGCCAACAACAACUCACUGGAGACUCCCCAAGACGACCAAGAUGAAUUCAUCGACAUCCCCGAACCCCCUGCACAGGCUGAGCUGGUGGAGGAGACCUACUGUUCUGAUGAAAUUGAGGUGGUCCUGGUGGAUAACUCUGGUCCCAGGCCGGUGUCGGUUCAGCUGGACGACAGCGACACAGUCAAGAUCAUCAUCACCAUGAGCUGCGACCCUCAGACAGCGGCCCAGCUGGAAGAAAGUGUCAAGCAGAGCCUUCUGGAGAACGCACAGGCUCAGAAGGACGCGGGAGAAUGUCACAUCAAGAUCCCAGUCAUCACCUUUGACUCCCCCGAAGAGGAAAAACAGGAGCCCGAAGAGGGAGAGGAAGGGACUGGCUCGGAGGAUGACCCCACCCUGAAACAGCAGCAGACCACAAGCCAAAGUGAAGAGUUUCACUUAUGUAGAGAAACGAUUACUCCUGACUCCACCACACUGGAGUGUCCAGAUCAAGAUAAGGAGCAUCUUGGUCUGCAAAUGCCUACUGACAGCACCCCGAGCCCACAGCUGACAAACGAUAACAGCUCGUCAGGUAUCGACGUCAACUCCCACCCCGACGACACAGACCCUCUGGAUCCUAACGUGGACUCACAGGGGUUCCUUCGUCUUCCGCAAACUCUGUGCCGCUACGGACCCGGUGGAAGGACUCACAUCCGAGGGCUGAGCAUGGACAGCGGGAAAGAUGCUGUUCUGCUCUCAGAUCGAUCACACAACACAACCACCAUGACCAGUUCCAAGUCAGACCUGGAGGCAAAGGAGGGCCAGAUUCCCAACGAAUCCAACUUCUUGGAGUUUGUGUCCUUGCUGGGGUCCAUCAGUAUGAGAGCCGGAGGUGCCAGCACACAGGAAGAGGUGGGGCCAGAGAGAAAAGAAGAAUUGGACGCCGCAGAAAAAGAGAAUCAGAGUGCAACUUCUAGACCAGAUGAAACGAUAACAGAGACCAACCCUGACGACAAACCAGAGAGACCCAAGCCCCCCACUAGUCUGCCUACCAAGACGCUGCAGGCUAUACCACCUACACACAUCCCAAUAGUCUCCCCUGACAGUCCACAGACAGAUAGAGAGAAGGAUCCAGACUAUGAUUCUUUGCCUUCGCAAACAUCUCAGUCUGAGAGCUCCAUGCUGCAGGUCAUCUGCAGACCAGAAGCCACCAACAAAGAAGAGGCUUACACCUUCCAUACUGUACACAGAGACAGGCCUCGCAAGCUGUACGCGGAGAGGGCUCUCAACCUGCCGCUAGGAGCAGAGCUCAUUACCGGCAACAUGUGCGACCUGCUGUCAACUUCUUCCAACUCAGAGUGUCAGGACGGCCUGGCGGGCGGUCACACGGACUGCCCUUUUCAACGACGCAUCAUCCCGGCACACAGGCUUCGGCCACGAAGGACGCACCCUGAAAUCUUCCAGGAAGAGGACUCUUUGGACGAGUCGUCAGAGACUUCCACUCAGGAGAAGCCCACCAGGAAAAUAUACUACAAGCUCAAACUAUUUCCUGGGAAGUGGAUCAACAUUUUAUAUGACCGCCUCACACUGCUUGCCCUUCUCGACAGAAAUCAAGAUGUCCUGGAGAAUCUUGUUGCAGUCUUUAUGGCCUUCCUGGUUUCCUUUCUGGGUUUUGUACUUCUCAAUCAUGGCUGCUUCAAAGACUUCUGGGUCUUCCAGUUCUGCCUAGUCAUUGCCAGCUGCCAGUAUUCUUUACUGAAGAGUGUUCAACCAGAUGCAGCUUCACCAACACACGGUCACAACCAGCUGGUGGCCUACAGCCGCGCGGCCUACUUCUGUAUUUUCUGCACUCUGAUCUGGCUGCUGGAGCAGCUGCUGAGGAUGAAAGACCUGCCCGUCUCCACCCUGUACGGAGUCACCAUCGUCUGCUACGACAUACUGAGCUUCUUGCGAGACCUGCUAGUGGGGUUUACCUACUGCUUUCCUAUCACCUUCCUGGUGGGACUUUUCCCUCAGAUCAACACCUUUACCAUCUACCUGCUGGAGCAGAUUGACAUGCACCUUUUUGGAGGAACAGCUGCUACGAGCCUCAUCUCUGCGAUCUACAGCAUCCUCCGCAGCCUGAUCGCUCUGUCUCUGCUGUACGGCUUCUGCUUCGGAGCUCUCAAGGAGCCGUGGGAUGAGCAGCACACCCCAGCCUUGUUCUCUGGUUUCUGUGGCCUUCUGGUGGUUUUCUCGUAUCACCUCAGCCGGCAGAGCAGCGAUCCCUCCGUACUUCUAUCCCUGAUCAAGGCAAAGGUAAUGCCUGCUCUGGUGGAGAGCGAGGAAGAGGAGGAAGAAGAUACAGCCAUUAAAGACCCACUGCCUGAGAAACUGCAGAACUCCAUGAAGGAGAUCCUGCUGUCGGAUGUUAUCGUGUGCUCUGUCGCCUACAUCCUAACCUUCGCCAUCACAGCGAGUACCGUGUUCCUGUCUCUCAAGCCCUUUGUGACCAUCGUGCUCUACGCUCUGGCGGGAACGGUGGGGUUUGUGACUCACUACCUGAUCCCUCAGCUGAGGAAGCAUCACCCUUGGUUGUGGAUCUCCCACCCGGUCCUCAAGACCAAGGAGUACUACCAAUUUGAACCCAGAGAGGAUGCCGUGCUGAUGUGGUUCGAGCGCCUGUACGUGGGGCUGCUCUGCUUUGAGAAGUACGUGGUGUACCCCGCCAUCGUCCUGAGCGCACUCACCAACGACGGCUUUGCCCUCAGCCACCGCAAGAAGCUGGGUAUCCACUGUGACGUUCUCCUGACGACUGUGGCCGGACUGAAACUCCUGCGUACCUCCUUCUGUGACCCUAGCUUCCAGUUCCUCACUCUGCUCUUCACUCUGGUUUUUUUCCACUUUGACUGUCCGCACGCCUCCGAGAGCUUCCUGCUGGAUUUCUUUAUAAUGUCUAUCGUCUUCCACAAGAUGCGUGAGUUGUUGCUGAAACUUCACUUCAUCCUGGUUUACGUCGCUCCCUGGCAGAUCGCCUGGGGCAGCGCCUUCCAUGCCUUCGCCCAGCCCUUUGCCGUGCCUCACUCAGCCAUGCUGCUGCUCCAGACUCUGCUCACCACCAUCUUCUACACGCCACUGGCCCCCUUCCUGGGCAGUGCCAUCUUCAUUUCCUCUUAUCCGAGGCCCAUAAAGUUCUGGGAGCGAAACUACAAUACAAAGCGUAUUGACAACUCCAACAGCAGAUUGGUGUCCCAGGUGGACAAGGAAACAGGUUGUGAUGAUAACAACCUGAACUCCAUCUUCUACGAGUACCUGACUCGCUCACUGCAGCAUUCACUUUGUGGUGACCUCAUGCUGGGCCGAUGGGGCAACUACAGCGCCGGGGACUGUUUCAUUCUGGCCUCUGACUACCUCAACGCCCUGGUCCACCUCAUAGAGAUUGGCAACGGGUUGGUCACCUUCCAGCUGAGGGGUCUGGAGUUCAGAGGUACGUACUGUCAGCAGCGGGAGGUGGAGGCCAUCACGGAGGGCGUGGAGGAGGACGACGCGUGCUGCUGCUGCGAGCCGGGCCACUUGCCUCACAUGCUUUCAUGCAACGCCGCUUUCAACCUGCGCUGGCUGGCCUGGGAGGUGAUGGCCACCAAGUACCUGCUGGAGGGCUACAGCAUCAGUGAGAACAACGCUGCCACCAUGCUCCAAGUGUACGACCUGCGAAAGCUGCUCAUCACCUACUACCUGAAGAGUAUCAUCUACUACCUAGUGCACUCUCCCAAACUGUCCACUUGGCUCAAGGACGCCACCAUUCAGGAGGCGCUGCAGUCCUACACCAAGUGGCACCACAUCGAACGGGAGCCACAGGUUUUCAGUGUGAAGAUCGAUGAAGACUACGUGCACUGCCUGCAGGGGGUGACGCGCGCCAGCUUCUGCAACGUCUACCUGGAGUGGAUCCAGUACUGCGCGGGGAAGAUGGAGACGCCCGUGGACAGUGAUGAAGACUCUCCUCUGGUGACUCUGUCUUACGCUCUGUCCGUCCUGGGGAGGAGAUCCCUCGGCACGGCGUCGCACAACAUGUCCAACAGCCUGGAAUCAUUUCUGUACGGCUUCAACACCCUGUUCAAAGGCGACUUCCGCAUCGCCACAAAAGACGAGUGGGUUUUCGCUGACCUGGACCUCCUGCAGAAGGUGGUGGCUCCUGCAGUCAGAAUGAGCCUGAAACUGCAUCAGGAUCACUUUACCUGCCUGGAGGAGACAGAGGAAGCAUCUAUUUUGUACGAAGCCAUCACAAACUACCGCAGCAGCCUGGUCAUCUGCCACGAGAGUGACCCCGCAUGGCGUAAGGCGGUGCUGUCCAGCCGCGACACGCUGCUCACCCUGAGGCACAUGAUCGAUGACGGCACGGACGAGUACAAGAUCAUCAUGCUGUACAAACGCCACCUCAGCUUCAAGGUCAUCAAGAUCAAUAAGGAGUGUGUUCGAGGUCUGUGGGCGGGUCAGCAGCAAGAGUUGGUAUUUUUACGAAACCGAAACCCGGAGCGCGGCAGCAUCCAGAACUCGAAGCAAGCGCUGAGGAACAUGGUCAACUCGUCCUGCGACCAGCCGCUGGGAUAUCCCAUGUACGUGUCGCCACUGACGACGUCAUACGCGGGAACGCACCGUACGCUCCGCAGCAUCGGGGGAGGGGCUUUGAGUCUGGAGGCCAUUCGUUCCUGGCUCUGCUCUAAAUGGUUACGGGUGCGUAAGGACAACCUGACCAGCUGUAACAGCGGCGUCAACAUGGAGGAUGUCGACUGCGGCGCUGGCGGUUCGUCCUCGCUGAGCCACAACCGUCCGUCGUCCGUCACGUCCAACAGCCUGAGCCUCUACCAGCACAGAGCCAGGACGACGCACAGCCACAGACACCACAAUGCAGCCAGGAGAGAGUACCGCAGUCGCUCGGUGCAGCCUCAGAGUCAGCGUCCGCCCGUCAGCAGCCAAUCGGGGCCUAUCCUGGACUCAGGCUCCAACCACGGGCUCGUCCAGCGUCUGUCCAACAGUCAGCUGUCCUUUAACACAUCAAUAGCCUCUAUAUUCUCCCAGGUCCCUCGUCUCUCUGGAGCAGGUGGGAUCAGCUCGCAGCUUCAGGCGGCGCAGCAUCAGCAGCGCUCCAGCCAGGUCUCCUCAUCUUCGUCCACUCUCAGCCUUCUAUUUGGGAAGCGUAGUUUCUCCAGCGGCCUGGUUAUCUCUGGGCUGUCCGCCGCUGAAGGGGGCAACACCACCGACACACAGUCCUCGUCGAGCGUCAACAUCGCCAUGGGGCCCUCGCACAGGUCCAGCAGCAGAGCCACACAGUGGACAUCAGAGCCAUAUGAGAGUAUAGACGCGACCAAUUCCAACGCUGCCACCACAGUGAAAGACGGCACGCAGUCAAGUGACCGAGGCUGCAGCCAAGAAUUAGACAAGACCCAGGAGGACUCGGCGUCUGCCUCAGCGGCUGCAGAGCCGCCCGAUCAACAGACUGUCUGAGAGAGACAGAACACAUGAGCGUGCCCAUAUACUUGUGCCCAUACGCAGAGAGGACUGUAAGAAAAGUACACGCAUACACACAUAUACACAUACAGAGAGAGCACCCAUGCACACGAACCUGCCUCCUCUCUUGUCGUCCUCAGCAUGUGGUCUCACCCUGUUGUCUGAAUGUAAAGUCUGAAAACAUGAUCUUGGAAUCCGGUUGAUGAAAUAAAGACGUUUUUAAAUGAA